This is a messenger RNA of Saccostrea cuccullata (small rock oyster), 388 nucleotides long. RefSeq names its product serine protease inhibitor Cvsi-2-like. The record is from RefSeq and is a predicted model, not a curated record. The coding region runs from base 66 to 323 and encodes 85 amino acids. Lineage: Eukaryota; Metazoa; Mollusca; Bivalvia; Ostreida; Ostreidae. The transcript has 3 exons.
UAGACGUGACAGAAGGUCAAUAAGAUAAAGUAGACAAGCGAGUGUUUGUGAUAGAUCUAAGAACAAUGGACACGAAAUUUGUUUUGAUUGCACUCUGUGUUGGUUUAGUUACCAGCGAACACUGUACGGAAACCAAUUCCUGUCAUCAUACGUCGUGUGAUUCCGGCAGCGAGAUCCACUGUGUCAACAACUUAUGUACAUGUACCGUAACAACCACAUGGACUUGUACUGACGUGCAGACCUGUCUAGCAAUCAACGCCUGGAUAUGUCCUCAGAACAGACGACACUGUAUCGACGGAAGGUGCAGAUGUACCCAGUUCUGAAUGUCUACAUAUCACUUACACACAAAGCAACAAUUUGUUCAUAAAUAUCUUGUUUCCAACCCGAG